Molecule: messenger RNA, 26487 nt
Organism: Paramuricea clavata
Lineage: Eukaryota; Metazoa; Cnidaria; Anthozoa; Malacalcyonacea; Plexauridae
Source: the annotation of a GenBank genome assembly
AAGCGCGCCAUCUUGAGCAUGCAAGAAGAAUAGAAGUCCAAAUUUACAAAAACUCUGAAUUUGAACACCGUUUCGCACGAGUUUGUAGAAAUAUCGGCUGUUUGUGUGUUCCACAAGUGAUAUGCCAGUAGCUACAACUCGAAUGCCGGGGGACAGGACUGUAGUUUCACCAGAAAUCUUGGAAAAUGCGGGCAAAGAUAUCGAUGAGUAUUUGACUUCAGACAGAAGAUACCCAGAAUUAGCUGAUCAAAUUGGAGUGUUUUCACAUGGUAAGGUUAUAAUAUUAAAGUGAUUAGGUUAUAUGAAGUUAAUUAUAUACAUAAUGUAGUUGUGUUUGUAAAUUGUAAAGUGAAGUUUAUAAUAUACUUAAUACAGUCUAUUUUAUAUCAUACUGUAGUCUGUAGUUGAUGAGUUGAUCAUACAUGUUUAUUUCGCAAACCAUAUUUUUACAUAUUUUUACAAAUGUCCAAUCACAUGCAAGGUUCAGAUUCUGAACCUAAUCAAGUAUGGAAGUGAGAUUUGCAAUUACUAGAGGCUCUUCCAUCUUCUGUUUCUUUUUCUCACUGUUCUUUAAAAGUAUCUGGACCAGGGUGGAUUGUACUAUGAUCAAUGGCCAGGGUGGAAAGUUUGUUUUUUGUGCGCUGAAGAUUUGAUCCAGGUUCAGUAACAUGUGCCAGUGGCUGCACAAAUCCUGUUUUAAACAUAUUCAUAGUCAGUGCUCAAUCAAAUUCCCGUUAUUACAUGGCUGAAAUACAAACAGAAAUGGUUGAGAAUGUUGUAGUGUGCAUACCUAAAUAAAUUUUGUGUACACCAGUGCGCCACACCAGUUCAUUUUCCCAUAGUUCUGUGCCAAAAUGGAGCAAAUUUGUGAAUUUUCCACGUCGAACAUCUUCGGCGCAACCUACAAACUUUCCACCCUGGUCAAUGGUCAAACAGUCAACAAUUCUGGUUGGGUCUGACAAAUGUCUAUAAAGCAGCCCUAGUGUUUUCAAAUCUUCUGCAUGUCUGGUACCAUAAACUUGGUACAUAACUUUUGUUGCCUGUCAUGUCACUUUUUCUUGCAUGCUUUUUGAACAGUAUAUGGGUAAUUCCAAUGGUAGUGAUGACAUUUUUUUGAAAAAAAGUUGUCAAGAAUUUUCAGAAGCUAUUGGAAACAAUUCUGAACUGAAAUAUUAAGAUGUACUUUAUAUGUAACAUGAGUCACAUAACAUGAGUCACGGUUAUUAUGUAGCAAUCCUUACUAUUGUAAUCCAAAAUAUAAAAUUUCUUUGUGUUGGUAGUUUGCCCAAAAUAUAGUUUGUUACUUGAUAGACAUUGUAUGUUUCUCCUUCCUAUGGUCCCCGAAGAAAUUCAAAAGUAAUUAGGUUGGUGUUGCCUCAUGUCACUUUGUCGUAACAUGAGUCACACACCAAUUUACAGCCACCAAUCGUAUCAUGUUAUAAUCAAAUGUUUAAUUUUUACUGUGAAUCAGUAGCUUACCAUUAUUUGUACCUGCAUGCAAAAAUGUGACAGAAAAAAUAUAUUAGUUAUUACACCAGAUUAAUCUGAUAGUUUAGUUCAGAGUGUAACAUGAGUCACCAUGGAAUUACAAUUACCCAUAUACUUAAUUUGGUCUUGGUGAAAAUCUUAUAAGAAAUGAUAUAAGAAAGAUUUGCCAACUCAGUUUUUUUAUCCCACAAUGGCUAAUUUCCAGCACCUAAGUUCCAGAUGGAUGAUUAUCACUAUGUCUGUGUUUUGCUUUUCAAAACACGUCUGUUUAUAACUGAUAUGUAAGAUAGCCAUAUUUUAUGGUACAUACUCAGGGUUUGAAAUAGCCUACGGCUGCCGGCGAUAUCCGGCAGUUUUAGGACCUUGCCGGCAAUUUUUAAUUCCAAAGCAUAGGGGAUCGGCGAGAAUGUUUAUUACAUAUACACAGAACUUGUUAAAGUGCCUAUAUCACUUGGGGGACUUUUAUGGAUUUGAAAAUAAAUUAAAAAGAUAGUUAAUAUGUUUGAAAGAUUUUUUUGAUUUAGUGCAAUAGUUUUGAGGAUAUAGGCCUUUAAUUAAACAAUGUACUGUUCCUGAGUCCCAGCCUCCUGGGGUUAAACACGGCUAUUGUAUUUGGCCUUUUUCCAAACUGUCCAUUGUGCAUAGGAGCCUGGGACUCAGGAACUGUAGGUAGUUUAGAGGUCUGUAUCUUCGAACUUAUUGCACUAAAUCAAAAAAAUCUUAUGAACUUAUUAAUUAAAUUUUUACGCUCUUUUCAAAUCCAUAAAGGUCCCACAAGUGAUAUAGGCACUUAAUUAUACCAACCAACUAAAAUGUAUUGCACUGUGUUCGUACAAAUGUUGUCUUGCUUCACAUCACUAUUAUUUGGCCCAUGCCCACUUCAGAACAUAACUACACUUUGCUUGGAACAUAACUACACUUACAAAAACAGCCCACAAAAUUUGACAUAUUUUCAGAACGUUAUUUCGAACCCUGCAUACCUCAACAACUGUCAACUGACCAGCAAGAUGCUUGCCAUUAUUUGAACAUGACACUGUACAAAAUAAUGCAAACAUCAAAUAUCAUGGACAAUCAUGUACUAAUGUUCUGGGGGUCAAGAGUUUUCACAAUCAAGUUUAUUUUGUCCUGGUCACCAUUAAUUAGUCAGGGCCUGUUUAUAUGGAAGCUGGGCUGGCCCGCUCAAUAAUAAAAUGGGUGCAAUACGCAUGCGUGUCAACCAUGAAAUUCCAAAGUUAAUUUUUUAAACUAAUUUUUAUUAAACAUUUAUGGCGUUCCAUUUAUCCAGUUUUGGUUUCAAAUUAAGUUCACUCCAAAAACCGGUGAAUUAUUCAUACUUUGACACUUAUAUACUAUAUAACAAAACACUUAUUUACUGAGACCUCGGGAAAACAGUGUGUUUUGUGGCCCCUCAAACGGUCUCGGGUCCACAAAACGCACUGUUUCCCUGGGUCUCAGUAAACAGGUGAUAAAUAUUAAUUGUUCAACUUUUGUAAAAUGUCUGAAAACUGUGAGGUCUACAACAGAUAUGAAACACACAAUAUAUACCACAUAAUAUCAUUCAGCCAUACAAGUCACACCUGUCAGAAGCAUGACCACCCAAUAUUAUAUAAUAAUGUUAAGAAUUCAAGUGCUUUCAUUGGUCGAGACCCAUGAUCUAUUGGAGGACAGAUUGUAAAAUUUCAACUUUUUCAAAUUUCCAAAUGUUUGGGUGGAUAAAAAGUAAGCUAUUUACCUGUUUAAUUCAAGGUUUUUCUUUUUAUUAUAUAAAACAAAUAGAUAAGAUUUGGCUGUUGUCUGUUCAGUUAUAGACCCAUUGCACUGACGUCACAAAUCCUUAGAAUGUCCUCCAGAUGCUCCCUAACAAUAUCUGUUCGAGUACAACAUACAAAAUUAUUAUAAACUUUUACAAAAUUUGCUUUGUUUACAAAAGUUAUAUUAUGCACAGAUUGCUACUAGCGAGCUUAAGAUCUACAACGCGAACUUACGACGCGGACGUCACAUUAAACAAGUUUUAUUUUAAAACUAUGGCAAAUACCAUUAAAAUAUUUUUAUCACAGUAAAUAAAAUGAAAUUAUACUGGAAAAAAUGUACAACAUAACAGAGGCUAGCAAUAUAUUAAGAAGAUAUUUUUUAUCGUAAGUUUUUACGACUUCUAUGACGACGAAUCUUUGCAAAUAUCACGUCGUCUCGGAUGGUAGUUUUGGCGGGAAAAUGUGCAUUCGUAACAAUAGUCUAUAAAGCCUGGUUUCUAUCAUUUCGUAUGGCUGUUAACGUGUCAUAACAGUGUCACAAAUCUCGCAGAAAUAAACUGUGACAACUCUGACUAAGCUUACACUGCGCGGACGUGCUUACCUAAGGCUAGUUUUCCACAAAUUCGCGUUGUAGAUCUUAAGGUACGUUUACACGCUGCGAUUUGUCGGGCCGAUUUUGCUCGCUGUAUGUAAAUAACCUGUCGUGAGUACUCGCGUCAGCACCUUGCGAUUCACAAAAUCGGGAGAAAAGUCUGUAACACUAACACAGAUUUUUCUCACGAUUGAACGAUUUUUCUUCCGUUGUAAAGUUGAGAGAGCGGACAGCUUCAAUUGAACGUUUAAAUCGCUAAAUGUCGAAGAAGGGGCAUCGAUUAUUUACCAAAAUCGGCCCGACAAAUCGCAGCGUGUAAACGUAGCUUUAAGCUCCCUAAUUUGUCUUCCAGAUGCAUCGUCACCGGCGCUGUGACGUCAUGUGCAAUGGGUCUAUAGAUACACAGCAUGAUGUCAUAAUGUGGGAAGAACAAAGAAAUGACCCAUUUGUCCUUCCCACAUUAUGACGUUAUACUGUGUAUCAAUAACUGAACAGACAACAGCAAAAUCUUAUCUAUUUGUUAAUCAUACCACGAUAUGACGUCAUGCUGUGUAUCUAUAACUGAACAGACAACAGCAAAAUCUUAUCUAUUUGUUAAUUAUACCACGAUAUGACGUCAUACUGUGUAUCUAUAACUGAACAGACAACAGCAAAAUCUUAUCUAUUUGUUAAUCAUACCACGAUAUGACGUCAUACUGUGUAUCUAUAACAUAAUGUGGGAAGAGACAAAGAAAUGACCCAUUUGUCCUUCCCACAUAUGACGUUAUACUGUGUAUCAAUAACUGAACAGACAACAGCAAAAUCUUAUCUAUUUGUUAAUCAUACCACGAUAUGACGUCAUGCUGUGUAUCUAUAACUGAACAGACAACAGCAAAAUCUUAUCUAUUUGUUAAUCAUACCACGAUAUGACGUCAUACUGUGUAUCUAUAACUGAACAGACAACAGCAAAAUCUUAUCUAUUUGUUAAUCAUACCACGAUAUGACGUCAUACUGUGUAUCUAUAACUGAACAGACAACAGCAAAAUCUUAUCUAUUUGUUAAUCAUACCACGAUAUGACGUCAUGCUGUGUAUCAAUAACUGAACAGACAACAGCAAAAUCUUAUCUAUUUGUUAAUCAUACCACGAUAUGACGUCAUGCUGUGUAUCUAUAACUGAACAGACAACAGCAAAAUCUUAUCUAUUUGUUAAUCAUACCACGAUAUGACGUUAUGCUGUGUAUCAAUAACUGAACAGACAACAGCAAAAUCUUAUCUAUUUGUUAAUCAUACCACGAUAUGACGUUAUACUGUGUAUCAAUAACUGAACAGACAACAGCAAAAUCUUAUCUAUUUGUUAAUCAUACCACGAUAUGACGUCAUGCUGUGUAUCUAUAACUGAACAGACAACAGCAAAAUCUUAUCUAUUUGUUAAUCAUACCACGAUAUGACGUCAUACUGUGUAUCUAUAACUGAACAGACAACAGCAAAAUCUUAUCUAUUUGUUAAAUACCACGAUUAAGUGCUGCAAAAUGUACAUGAGCUCUGGGAAUGGACCAUUUGCAUUAUAGACUAAAUUUUGAUCUAAACAAGUCUAGACAAAAAUUUCAUCACAGCUUCAAAGAACAUCACAAAAUUAGUAACAUUCCAAAGUUUCGUUGCGAAAUGUUGUAAAAUGCGGAUAAUAUAGCCUUGCGAAGCGUGCCGUUUUUCAGUCAUUUUGUAUUACAAACGGGAAAUUGACAGCCCCAAAGAGUUUGGGGUUGUCAAUUUCCCCCGCGUAAUACAAAAUGAAAAACGGUGAAAAACUGAAAAACGACAAACUUCGCAAGGCUAUAUUAUCUGCAUUUUACAACAUUUCGCAACAAAAUUUUGCAAUAUUACCAAUUUUGUGAUGCUCUUUCAAGCUGUGAUGAAAUUUUUGUCUAUACUUGUUUAGAUCAAAAUUUAGUCUAUAAUGCAAAUGGUCCAUUAGUUUCAUAUUAUUUGCAGAGAACAAUGAAAAAUUCGUUGGGAUUCGAACUUGCAUCUUCGGGUUUCCAGACCGGCGCUCUGCCCACUGAGCUAUCGAGUUAACGGGGAUUGGUAACGAGUCUCAUCCAAUUUAAGGUGGCCUCCAUUAUUUCCCCAGUUUGCAUCACCAAACUACUGUACAAUAUUGCGUAAAUACUAAGGAUUACGAAAAACAAAAUAUGUCUUUAAAUAUUCUCGUUGGACAACCCUCGAAAUUCAACUAUUUUUGCCUCGGCAAAUAAUUGCCGAAGUCUUUCGAUAAUUUUCGAGUUUGCCUCGGCAAUGCCUCGGCAAUUUUUUUUGCCGAGGCGCGCAAUGAAAUCACCUUAAAUUCCUUCGGCAAUUCCUUCGGCACCCUUCGGCAUUCACGUCGGCAGUUGUAAUUAAAGUAACGUAUAUACGGAAAUUAUUGUAAACAAAUAUUAUAACGAGCGUAGAUUCUGGCGGUUGACAAUUUGUUGUUAUUUUACAAAUUCCUGAUUAAAAUGUUUUUAAAAAGUUAGUGGUAAUUAACAACAAACUGUAUGAAAGAAUAAACUUGACGGUAAUCACGCGACAGUCUAAAAGAUAAAACAAAGUUUCUCGACGUGCCGUCUUUAAACCAUCAAGAUUGUUUUUUAUUUAAGCGGAAGCCGACGCUGAAAAGCUCAAAUUUAAAUAUUUUGCUAUUAAUGAAAUCUUCUGUUGUUCACCCGGGCGACGUCGAUGACAACAAUUCGAACAAAGAAGUGAUACAAUAAAACGAACACUGUAGUUUGUAAAUUUAAGCAGAAAAACGAACAGACGCUGUAGUUUGUAAUUUAAGGUCUUUAAGGUACAACAGGUGGAAUUACCUCGGCAUUUUUUUGCCGAGGCAAACUACGAAAAAUCGUAACUUGCCUCGGCAUUUGCGUCGGCAAUUGCCGAGUGCCGACGCGAAUUUCGAGGGUUGAAUUUGGACUAAUAUUUUGUGUACUUUGAACUACUUUCCAUAUUUGUUUUCAUUUUGACUUCCAUAAUAUUUGUUUGAGAUUAUUGAAAACAGAAAAUACAGUAUAUCUGAAACAGUAAGAAUGGAACAAUUUGGACUUGUUCAGUUGUUGUGAAAAUCAGAAUAAAAGCCCGUAAAACUAUUCACGACUAUUGAAAUUUUUUCACUAAAGAUCUGUUUCAUGAAGGAUCAACUUUUAUGUAAAGUAAACACUUGACGAUUCAAGUUAAAUGCGAAGAGCUAUAGUAAGUCUUUGAUAUUAACUAUUACACAAAUAAAUAUUUCAGUGACAUAAUUAUUUGUAGUGCAGUAUUUCAAAAAGUCAAGUUUUAAAUCGCUACAGUGUUAUUUAUAUUUCACUGUAGUUUCGACAAGUCGAAGAUUUUGAACAAUACUAAACGUUAAAACGUAAAAAAAUACUAUAAAACAAAAGUUUAAAACUGGUCAACGAUUUAAAGAAUACUGGUGUCGUUUUUUUUUUUCAAUAUAAGCACUCAUGUGGCACCAAAGAGAAAUGUUUUUCGUGGCACAAAUUUUGCUGACCCAACCAUUAAAAAGUAAAAAAAAAAUAUUACCGCAACCUCAAAUAUCAAUUAAAAAUAAAUACCCACCCCUGGCCAAAAACUUUACAAACGGAUACCAUUCAGUUGUCACACAUAACCUUUACCACUUCUGUGACAUGAGUUUGACAACGGCUUGUGAAAUUUUCUGCAGUCUAAAGUUUCAUGUUGUCUGCAAAUGUACUUUCUUUGGAGACACCAUUUGCCUAGCUCCUAACAAAUCGGAAAAUGAUCAAGAUAGUGACUUUGAUUGAUUACAUAUUGUAUUGACAUAUGACUGUUGACAGUGCUUUUUGGUCUCCAAUAUUUCAGUGAGUCAUGCUUUGGAAAUGACAAUAAAUGUGUAUUACCCAACUCUUGAGUUUUCUUUUUCAUUUACCCAACCUUUUGCUUACUCAAAAUUUCGUUUACCCAACCCUUUUCUCUUCGGUGCUAUUCCCGCCAUAAAUAAUGACCGGUCCCUAAAUCAACUUCAAAUUCUACUUAUAACUGUAGGGAGGCUCUUUAAGUGAAUGAAAUAUUUUCGCGACGACUUAACUGUUGUCUUAGAGGACGCACAGUAUUUCAAUUCUAUUUCAGAACCCCAGAUACCAGUCAGGGAAAAAGUGGGGGAAGUGGUUCUUGAUUCUCAUCCUCGUCUCUUGCGCAUAUUUGUAAUGGACAACUGAGGUUGAGAGCUUAUCCUUCACAAAAAUGUCCUGGGGACGAGUUUGAACAUUGUUCCCAUCAUCAGUGUUUAGUUGUUUGGUUAACGACAGCUAUUAGCCUUAUCAUUCAGCACUGAUAGAUAAUAGACUUAUCAUUCAGCACUGAAUAUGAUACGUCUACUCACCAUGCAGCGAAAUUCAACUGCCUGAAAAAUACAAGUUCUCAAAACUUCGACGUUUUGAGCGGGAAAUAGUGUUUUUGUUGCUACCCACGCUGGCACAGACCCUUUGAGUUUAAAUUAAGUCUAUUCACGGCUGUUCCCUAUCCCUCCACAAUUGCGGUUACUGGUUUUGAACUAACUCUUCUUUCUUGCUAACAUCCGCCACUGGCAUAUGAUUCAUGAUUUCAGACCUUACUGGGUUUAAAUCAAAAGCCUUCUGUGAAAAGAAUCAAUCGUGGUCAUACAAAGUUCUUAGUGGAACAACUGUAUGCAAUGUUUCUCUAUAUGCUCAUUUUUCUUUACUUGCUUUUGGCCCUGAUCUCUAUGUCCAAGCAUCUAUAUUUCAACGGAAAUAUCAUUUAGUUCCUUUUAAGUAAGAAUGGUACCAUACCUGAUUGUCUCACUGAAUUGUAUCACUGUAUUAUCAUAAUUGUAUUACCAUACCUGAAUUGUAUCACUCUCACUCACUCACUGGCAAAGUUUCUUCAUUGCUGCAAUGAUCACAAACAAGCAAGACCUUGUCCACCACAACUUAUUCAAAUCCUGAACUGUUUCAUAUUUCCAUUUGCUCCGUGAAAUAUCGCCAUUGUUAUCCAGUAAACCAGGGUUGCUCACGUGGGAAGGUCAUGUAGAUAAAGCAUUUUACCUUCCAGCAUUGAACUACGUUUGGCUAUUUAGCGAGUGUCAGCGUUCUGUUAAUAACACGCAUAGCAAACAGUGAAAAAUGUUUUCAAGAAACAGAGAAAUUCUCACUUCUAUUUCACUUACCCAACAUUGCCCAAUUUUCGAUCUCUUUAGUUCUUCUGUCCUAACUUUAAUUUUAUUCACUUUGUUCGAGAAAAUCAAAUUUGCUUGAUACCCAUAAAGCUUCGGUUUAAUUAAUUUCCGAAAUAGUUCUUCACAUGGCGUCUCAAGAUCUUGUCGUAUUUGGCUUGGACCAUGGCGCACCAGCAUGAAUUCUUAACCAAUGCUAAAUGGAAUUAUUCCCGUAAACAGUUUCAAAGACGCGACAAGUAGUACGUGCUAUUUCUUUCAAUCAAUUAGGAUAAAGUUCAUUGUGACGUCACAUGAAUUUAUAAGCGUGUGCUACAGCAAGGGAUUAUGGGUAAUUUCAGAUUGUGACGUCAUGUAAGGAACUCGUGUGAAAAUUGAUAAGAGACUCGGUGGAUAAUUAGGAUCACUUGGGGGUUUCUAGGACUCAUCAUACCUCAUACCUAAUUCAUUGUUAAAAUAUGUUUCUUAAGGACAGCUGAAUGCCUUAUUUUACCAUACAAAAAUAAACUCACAAAUUCUUCCUUUUGUCCCUUUUGAGCGGAUUCCUUUGCUGAUUCCUUUGCUGCAGAAUUGUCUGCAUGAUUAAAUAAUUAUGCCUCUAUCUUUGUCAGAGACAUUGAGCUCAAGACACAGUCUCCCCAUUGAGAUUAAAAAGUGUGAUGCGAUGCAAAUUUUGCUACAGUUUCAUGCGAUGCAGGUUUUGCUUGCCCGCUUUCCACUAGGCGCAUUUGUUCGCUCGAAGCGAAAAUAAAUUUCGGCAAUGUGAUUGGUCAGCGAAAAUUGUCGCCGCGAAAAAGUUUGAUCAGUUCCUACUUUAUUAAUUGUCGCUAACUAUUUUGCCUGGCGGGAAACGGGCUUUAGCAACAUUAGUUUUGUUUUACUGGUAUACUGUGAUUAGGUUAAUGAAAGGUGUUAGCAAAGUCUUACAUGUAUGUGUUCUUUUUCUUGCAGCUAAUGUUGGACUAAGUGGCGUAAAUGACUUUGACUAUCCUGAACUGUCAAGUAUUUCGGAUGGCCUGGCAAACAUUCAGUUGAUAUCAACAGUUAAACAUGUACCACUGCCAUCAGAACUUGUCGAACAAUUUUCUUGUAUCCUUUUUUAUUGAUUUCCUCAUAUCGAUUUUUCGUUAGUCCCUAUUUCGUGUAAUAAUGGUUGUCCGGAUAUCAAAAUCUCUCUUUUCUCUACCUUGUUUCAACGUCAUGUCAAAAGACAAGAAUUGCGUCUCAUCUCCAAACAUACCACCAUUCAUCUCCGUGGUCGGAACGAACGUUUGAAACCGAAGAAUAUAGGCCAGGUUAAGUGUUCCAAGGGUCGUGGGUUCGGUUCCCACCGUGGCCGGGCAUAUUUUUCAAGCCUGCCCGGUGUGGAUAUACACUCAGAGUAACAUCAUGGGAAUCUUAUUCACCUGAGUACAUAACACCAACACAGCAAAUAUUAUUUCUUUUGUGUUACAGUAUAUUUAAUGCAGGUGCAGGAUUAUAUUUGUUAAAAAAUAUCGUUAACAUUGUGUAAUAAUGAUAAUAAAAUCAUUUAUUUAAACACGAUAAUAAUAUCGCCGAUGUGGUCGUGUGACUAAUACUAUACAUUAUAACUAACUAAUAAUAAAAUGUGGCUAAUUUGACUAACUAAAUUAAUAUUUCACAUAAUUACAUAAAAUAGAAAUCACAAUAUUUUGACAGCACAGUGACACUAAUAUAUGAUGAUGUAAACGGAUUUCUGGAACGAAAUGUACAAACUACUUACCAUGGUACUUUUAUGAACAUUGAUGUAAUAAUAUGACUAUCUAAUUCCAUACAAGAUACUGUAACGGGUGACUAAAUCUUUCGAAUACUACAGGAGUAUAACCGCAUUAUUUAAGUUAUAUAUCUAGCUGUAAUCACUGAUAAAUCCUGAGAUUAAUGCAUAUCUUACAACAAACUAAACAUUUAUCAUUUGUUUCAAUUUGGAUAAUUAGACAGUCAUAUAAUUAGUAACUUAUUAGUAUCUGGUAUAUCAUGUGUUAAAACUUAAUAGUCUUAAGAUAUGCAAUGUAAUUGCCAGAUGGGAUUGUUCCCAGAAAUUCGAAGAGCUUGGCUAUCCAUUGACAGUGAUAUAUUCGUUUGGAAUUAUGAAGAUGGGUGAGUUUGACGGACACUUGAGUUUUGACGCACUCUUGAGUUGACAUUCCUCCUUAGUGAACACAUAUCUUUGGUCCCAAUGUUAAUGAAAUACUUUUAUCAAAACACCUAUCAAAUACACACCUGGUUAGGUGGACUGAUCGUCGGGAUCACGGAGGUAUCCGCUAAACAGAUUUUCAACUGUAUUGUGUAUUAGUAGUGUGGCUAUAUACAGUGUGAUUGUAUAAAUACGGGAGAUGUUUGGCAAAAAGUUGGAGAAAUUACUUUCCUUCUCCCUCAGUUACUGUGGCCGUCAUGUAAAAUGUGAAGAAAACGUUAUGAUUUUACCCCCUAGAAUCUCUCUAACCCCUCUUAUAAAGUGUUCAACCCCACCAAAAUUUCGCUUCACCCCUCCUAUUUUGUGUGAAAGUAUUUAACCCUAACGCCUAACCCCUGCCGAAGCUCGCUCAGUGGUGCCAUUUGCACCCCACUAGAAAUUUUCCCACCCCUCCUUUUAAGUAAAAUGAAAAUCCGCCCUUGGAUUUUACUUUGUAUUAUUCCGACAAUGUGUGUUUGUUGCUGGUAAAGAUAGUUUGAAGCUUAAUAUCUCUGCUCUUCAAACAAAUGAUUGGUGCCUACUCUGCUCUCGUUUUCAAGCCAGCCAUACAGUACUUCUCGUACAAACAAGGAAAACUAUAGUCAAGGAAAAUAUGUCCAAAAAUACAGCGUCCCUCUUUCGUUAUAAAACUCCUAAAUGCUGUGAAUCUAGGUCUCAGCGCUGACAGUUUUAUUUGAUUUUAACGAAUUCUGACUUGAAUAAGUUUCUUGUUUUACAGAAGUGAUUUGGCUUACUUUGAUGGUUUAAGUGAAACGAUAUUAAGUGCUGGUCUGGUGAAGCCAAAACCAGGUACUGUAUAGAAACAUGUUGUUUUACUUUCAUCAUUGGCGUGAACAUGCUUCAUUUUUUAGCAAAUAAGGAUCGUAUCUUAAAGCAUUAAUUCAAUUUUCCUACAGGAAUAUUUCAAGAACAUAUUAAGUUUCUCCUAUGUCUUACUACACCUGUCGAUGUUGUUCUUCUUGGUGUCAGCUUCAGUGACAGGAAUGCAGGUAAAGUCUCUUGAAAUUACUGUAGUUGUUAAAUUAUAUCUUAUAUUUGAACACAAGCUACACUAGUACGGUUUACAGGACAUCGCUUCGUAGUUCCUAUAGUAUAUGAGUGUAAAUAAAUCCCGUUGCAUGGACACCCCAUCAUAAAAUGUCGAGAUGUUAUUCUUGAGGUUAUAAUGAAAGUUUUUAUUACUGGGGCACGCACCAAAUUUGGGCGCCCAAAUUAAAUUUGUUUAUCAGCAUCCCAACCACGUAGAUCCCGCCGGGGGAGUAACACCUGCACGCUUAAUUUUAGUUGCUGUAUUAUGUAAUUGUAUUUUUUAGAUGCAGGGCCAGAAGACGAUUACCAGGAGAUGCACUUACUACCUGAACCUUUAUUUACCUUACAAACUGACAAUGUUUACAUGUCUGGAAUAACUGGAACACUGAACGGCAGAAUAUUCCUCUGUGGAAGAGAUGGCUGUGUAUAUGAAAUGGAUUACCAGGUAGGUAUAAAGACAUGAAAUAUGCAUGUUAUCAUAUUCCAUGUGCAUGCCUUGUUCCUGAAGAAGAAUGCAAGGCUAUCAAAGUCCUAAAAUCCUUAUUAGACUUUUCAUGUUCGAGCAUGGUCGGUAACUUCACUCCUCAGAAUAUAUGUCUGGCCACUUUUGGACUGACCUUGUCCAUUCGCGAUCGUUUUACCAUGCACACGUGUCCUGCUGUUUCCUUUUCUCACAGUAGUGGUCGGGAGGUCUUGCUUUUUAAGGCUAUUGCAGGAAGCUGCAGUGUGUGCGAACUAUAACUCUCGUUUUAUGGCUUGGUCUUUGAUAGUGCUGUGCAAACUCCGGGUUUUCACCUCCGGCCCCAGCCAAAAACCCAACUCCGACAGAACAUUUCCAGCCCGGCAAAUUCGUGAAAAUUCGAAAUUUAGUGGAAAUUUUACAUUUCAAAAUGGAAGCACUAUCUUUGUUUUUGAUUUUUUUAAUAACACUUCACAUGAACAUUUCGCACUAUGUUUGUGGCCAGCCUACGCAGUAUCAAUGCGAGUAUUUACUUUUUCGUCGAUGGAUUCAGGUUUUUUAGCCGAUGUCCGACAGUAGUUUGCAGCUCAAAUAAGUGCUGCCGGAGUGAACAAACUCCAGCUCCGGCAAAAUAGGCAAAAACUCCGGCUCCGGUGCACAGCACUAGUCUUUGGAUGUGGCUAUACAUUGUCCACUAUAGUAUUGAUGUCUUAUACUGUUUUAUACAAUGUUUUAGGGAACAGGCAACUGGUUUGGAAAGAAGUGUAAGAAGGUCAACCAUUCUGCAAGCUCUCUAUCAUUUCUUGUUCCAUCAUUUCUCAGUUUUUCAUUCAGUGGUGAAGGUGAGAAUCACACAAUGAUCUCUUCAAACUAAAUGUAGAUCCCCUCCACCUAUAUACAUUCCCCUAGCAGGGAUAUUUUAGGUUUUAGUACUUGAGUGGGAGCUCCCCCCUAAAUUUCAGGGGUUUUUUAUUUGGGUGGGUGGGGGUGGGGAAUUCCCACUCCUAUAGUCACAAACCCAGACAUCAUUUCCUACGCUCACCUAUUUCCAAGUGAGGGGAUAGAAAUGAUGUCUGAGUUCACCAACUGCACCUCUAUACUCAAGGUUAUAUUCCUUACCACUUACCAGAUUAAUAAUGAUAUUCAUGUUCCAUUUUGGGGGGAAUGCCCCCCCCCCCCGCAAAAUACCCCUACCUAGGAACAUCGAAUCUGCCCGUUUGAUAGGAAUGAACACCAAAGUACUUUACGAUAUUAUUUCUUGGGUUAGGUCUUCGUCAACUUCGUUCCCAGGCUAUCCCCUCUUGAGCAGCAAAGACCAUGGGAACGAAGUGGGUUUUCGUUGGGCAAUAUGUUAACUACAAUUGAAAAAUAAUUAUAAAUACGUUUAUCUCUAAUAUGUAAUUGGAAUUUCGAAUUUCAGAUCCCGUUGUUCAACUAGCAGUUGAUAAUACGAGAAAUAUUUUAUAUUGUCGGACAGAAAGAGGGUCCAUUCAGGUAUGAAAGUGGAACGCCAUAAAGAUUAAUUCAUGCUUGUUUACUGAAUACCUGUGCAUGAAUAUUUUUAAUUAUUAUUUGAGCUAUGUAUGUGAUUAUGUUAUGUAUGUGAUUAACACAUACUAUACUUACUGCAGUAUAGGGAAACCUCGCAAAGUCUGCGUUCAAUCUUGGUUUGUAUAACAAUCUGAAUUUAUAUCAUGAAUCAUGUAUUUGUAUUCUAGGUUUUUGAUUUAGGAAAAGAUGGUACAAAAACAUCUUACGUGACGUGUUGUUAUGAAGAAAGUAUUGUGAAUAAAGCAGCUAGCAUGCUAAGGUAAUCUAUGUUUUACAUACUUAUUAAUAACAUUUACAUUGCUUGUUAGGUCUCCAUGAUAUUUUUAUGUGUGAAAUAAUUCCCAGUGUACCCAAGUUUUCCUUAUUGAAUUGCACAGUAGACGUUUCCCAAGAUAACUUCACAAUCUCAUUCCAGGCCUUUUUUCGCGUGGUUUUGGAAAGUACAUUUUCACAAUUAUGUUGCUGUUUGACUAAGUUCUAUAGUUUAUCCGAUGUUUCGAUUAGUUUCGUUUGAUAUAUCUGUUAUAGUUUAUCCGAGAUAUCGUGAAACUUUCGAAUGUGAAAAGAGUGCAUCCAAUUUUAAUCUAGACUAAACAUGUUAGGUUCUCUCGAUUUCCUCCUUUAAAGGCACAGUUCAGCCUUUUAAAUGAUGGUUUUUAAAGCGCGUUUCAGCCCUUUUAAUUGAAAAAACUAAAUAGGAAAAUUAAUUAUACAUAAUUCAAGGUCAGUAAACUCAAUGUUUUUUAACAAUAAAAAUGUUGUAGAAUGUUGAAAACAUUAAGUUUGCUGAUCUUGAAUUAUGCUUAAUUGAUUUUCCUAGUUAGUUUUUUCAAUUAAAAGAGUUGAAAUGCGCCUUAAACACCAUCAUUCAAAAGGCUGAACUGUGCCUUUAAGGAUGACCAAUUGGUCUGUAUGGGAGAGGAUUGAUAAAUCUAUGUACAUCCAGUAUAAAUAAAGUUGAUAGAAUCUUGAACGGUCAGUGUAGGCAGUGCCAAUAAUAAGACGAAGGGCCUUCGCUCGAAAAUCGAAGUGCUCCUUGUAUUUUUCAGGUAGCUGUUUUCAUGGGAGAGCGAUUGAUAAAUCUGUGUACAUCCAGUAUAUAUAAAGCUAGUUUAGCUUAGCGUGGUUUAGUUUCCAUUUUAGUAUAAUUAAAAGAUUGCACAUGUAUAGGUUGCUUGGUGAUGACGCAUUUUAUUCUUUAAAUUUUCUAACAGAAGUAUCGACAGAACUCGACUUAAACCCAUUGUUCACAUCGCUCCUAUCCCUACAAAUGAAUCUCAACUUGUUCAUCUCGUAGCGAUUACACAAUCAGGUAAGAAACUUGGCGGUUGAAGCGUCACAAUAAAAUGUCAGAUACUUUAAGUACUUUUUGGUUGGUAUAUUGUUACAUUACAUUAUUACAUUAUUAUUCAGCUAACUCCCCAUCGGAGUUUCUCAGCAAUCGAUCGCAUGAAGUAUCACGUGACUACGUUAUGUUACUUAGACUAUACUAUUCAUCUUUGCAACAGACCUUUCCCCUUUUGAGUGAAAUUUUGAUCUAGACAAGUCUGGUCAAAAAUUUCAUCACAGCUUGAAAGAGCAUCACAAAAUUAGUAAUAUUCCGAAAUUUCGUUGCGAAAUGUUGUAAAGUGCGGAUAAUAUAGCCUUGCGAAGUUUACCGUUUUUCAGUCAUUUUGUAUUACAAAUGGGAAAUUUAUAAUCAGUUUGAUCAUCUGAUUAUCAAUUUCCCGUUUGUAAUGCAAAAUGACUGAAAAACGGCAAACUUCGCAAGGCUAUAUUAUCCGCAUUUUACAUCAUUUCGCAACGAAAUUUCGGAAUAUUACUAAUUUUGUGAUGCUCUUCCAAGCUGUGAAGCUUCCAAGCUGUUGUCCAGGCAUAUCUAGAUCAAAAUUUCACUCAUAAGGGGAAAGAUCUAUUCAUAUUUAAUUUAGUAAUAUUAUAUUUUCCUAUUUUACUUUCCUAUAUAGGUGUACGACUGUACUUUAUGACUACAACACCAGAACGUUUUCAAGAUCGUCCUUCCAAACUAUCGUUAACUCAUGUUCGCAUGCCACCAGGGUGUGCUCCUUCUGCACGUCCUGAAAGACCGUUCAUGGUUCAUGCUGCUUACUACAGGCAAGGUAAUACCAGAAAAACAUCACCUUACGCAUGUGGCAUUUUUCAACUGCAGUGAACGUAUUACAAAGGCCCAAAGGUCUUGAGCUGCACGAGACGAGAUCGUACAUACAGUUAGUUGUCUAUUUUUUAACAGCUACCGUAGUAUACUAGUACAGUACGUUUGACAUCCAAUAUUUGGAGAUCAUGAUUUUAAAAUGACAAUACGUUUCUCCAGUAAGUUAUUGUUCUCGAUGUUCCCAAGAUAAGAUGCCAGCUUGGAGCAUAAUAUCACUAUAAUUUUAUUCAACACAAAGUACAUUUUCUAGAUUAUUAUAUCUUUAUUUAUACCAAAAGCUCCAUUAUUAGUAAGGACUAUCAGUAUUAACAGGUGUCUUCACCUUAAGAUGAAAUGGAAUGCAGCCUUCAAAAUGAAUUUUUCCUAAUCUCAUCCACGAUUCUAUUUUCUAGGCAUUGUUUUAUUAUGUUCGUCACCCAAUGAAGAGAAUGAUGUUUUAUGGAGCAUCAGUCCCGAUAUAUUUCCUUUUCAAAAAACUUUACAAGAAUCAUCCGUGAACAUUCCUCUGGAGGGGAGGACAUGGGCAUUGCAUGAGGUUCCUGAAUCAACAUAUCCAGUACUACCCUCUCCAGUCCCCGCUAUGUGGCCUGAUCCGCCUGCAGUUGUUACCCAGCAUGCACUGCCUUCAAGGAAAUUUGUCGUACUAAGUGCGCAGGUAAAUGCAUGUCCUGUCAUUAUAGAUACUGCUUGAUUUUUAAUAAGAACUCCUGUAGAUUUUUAUGCUAGAUUAUAUUUCGGAAUACUUAGCGAUUGUCGUUGCGAUGCAUAGAUAUGCUGCCUUGUGUUUUUAUGAUUUGGUCUUUAGUUAAUUUCACUUUCAAUAUUUGCAAUCACAUUUAAUAUACAACAUUUUCUUGACCUCAAACUAACCCUUAUCCCCCCUAACGGCAACCACAAUCCUAACACCAGAGUUGUGACUUUAUUUUCUGGACAUUUAUAUGGAACGUCACUCUCAAAUAUCUAUUUAGAUAUGUUGUAAGUGUAAAAUGUCAAUGAUAGUUUAAAGAACUAAUAGUUCUUUAAACUUUUUUGUCUUAAAGGUCAUUCAAUUCCUAAGGUUCGUUUACAAGUGCAAUUUUUGCUGCGAUUUCUAGUGCGAUUUCUUCUUCUGAUGAUGUGAACGAGUAUAUUCUAGAGUUAUGAAUGCUUGGGAUAUAUGUGCCCUCAUCUGAACAUCCAUAGCUCAUCCACUCGUUCACAUCUAUCAGAAGACAAAAACCGCACCUAAAAUCGCAGCAAAAAUUGCACGUGUAAAAGUAGUACCUUAACAAUGCUUUCAUUGCUGAAAAUUUUGGUUACAGCAUUGUUACACAGUUAUUCACCUGUAAUUCAAAGGCUUUCAGAAUUUUUUGGGGGGGAGGGGCGCACUUGGUCACAGCUAAACUCAGUGUUGCUGUAUCUAUUAAGUAAUAACUGCUUCGAUUACUAGUUUACCUUUGACUGAUUUUCUAUUCUUACUUCCCUAUAACCUGACAAACACACACGGUCUAUACCACUAACUUAUGUUAUGGUUUAAAAAAUCCAGUUAACCUAAUUUUUUUCUAAUCACCCUAACCCUACCCUGGUUCCAGAGGCUUGAGAGAGGUUCCUAGCUAGGGUUCCUGUUCUGAUCUUUCCUUUUCUUCUCAAAAAUCCUUUAACAGCCUGAGAACCUCUGGCACCCAGGGUACCCUAACCCUAGAGUAAGAGUUGCCUGAAAAAGAACACCUAUACCUCUAACUUGCAAGAAUUUUGCCAUCAUUCAGAGAGUAUUACCAAUUAAAAUAUCGUAUUUUAGUAUCCACUUUGAUAUUAUUAUCAUCUCUCAGGGCUCUUACUUGUUUAACACCAUCCGUCCAUUUGAACAACUAAAACAGCUACUACUGGCUAACAAUGGUCCAGAUUCUGAAGCAGUUCAGGGAUUCUUUAGGUUAUUGCAGGUUAGUAAGCGUAAGCUGAUGUUGUCUGCUGUGUGUCAAAUACAUUCUAUAAACUGCAGUGAACCAAUUCUAUAUCUAUAUUUUAUUUCAGGUUGAUCAUGCAUGCGCAACAGCUCUUGUUCUAGCUUGUUCGACCACAGAUCUUGAGGUGGGUAAUCAUUGGGUAAUCCGGCUAGACCUAGAAAUUGCCUGAAAAAAUACAAAACGAACUUUGACCUUUCGAGCUAAUGCCCUACUAGCUUUCAGACGAAGUGCAUUCGCUCGAGACUUUCGAAGUUGUUUUUGUAUUCUUCAGGUAGUUUAAUGUUAGAAGUACUAGUUAAAACAUGAGCAUCCGAUCUUUAUCAGUUUAUCUGAUAUACAAACUUGAGCCGAAGGCAAGAGUUCGUGUAUCAGAUAAAGAUCGGAUGCGAAUGUUUUAAUGUACUUAAAAAACGACCCAUCUUGUGAGUUCAUUGGCAAAGUAAUUUUAAAAAUAAACAUUGUCUAAGCUGAGAAAAUCAAAGCUGAAGUUUAUGUAAAUCAGGACAAAUCAUUAUCCGAUUUACAAACAUUAAUUAAACAUUCAUUUCUUUUGAAUUUUCUUCAUGAAUUAUUAAUGAGUUUUUGAAUGAAUGUUAAAACAUUCAAAACAAAAUUAUAAGCUAAAUGUGAGGAUUUUGGGAUCUCACUGAAGGAAAAUGUUGAAGGGUUUUGUAGAUGAAAAUUACGAGUGUAAAUUUUAUACAUUAUUUUAGACCUAUCCAGGAAUAUAGGCCCUCAGGCAGGAAUGGAACCUGCGUUCCUGCCAUUCCGGUAGAGCGCUCUAACCAACUAAGUUACAGAGUUCAGUUGUGGAGCUCUAACCACAAGUUCAUGUUCAGUUGUUGAAGUUUCUCUGUCUUUGAUUUUCUAUAAAUUAAGAUUGCAGACUGGGCAACACAAGCGUUCUUCAGGUAUGGCAGUGCAACAGUCAGUUAUCCUGUUAUGACACUGGAAAGUCCUGGCGAUAUGAGAGGUCAAGGUGGUCAACAUAUGAGACGACCAUAUCCAAGCCAAGGUCAUGAAACUGGAAUAUCACCAGAUAUGAGUUAUAUUCCACCAACACCUGCUCUUGGUGGGAGUCAUGGCGGGAGUUACCUAGCAACACCUGCAGUCAGGCAACACGCGGGGUAAGAACAGGCCAUGCGGUAUUUCAAACCUGAAAAUGCCUCAUGUUUUCUAACUUAUGCUUUAAGCUAUUAUUUUUAUGUGUUUAAAAACAUUCCCUCCUAUAGACUUGAUCAAACGUUUCUCCAUUAUUAGGACCGUAUUUGACUCUUUAUCCAUAUGACUUAGGAUUUGAAUGCUGUAGAUCAGGGACCUGUUGUAUAAGACUCUUAACCUAAUGUUUGAAUACCAGCUAUAUAAGCGAUACUAAUUAGAAUUAGAUGUAAUAAUAAAAAUAACUUUAUUCAAACAGAAAUAACAAUGAUGCUUGUGAUGUUACCCUGAGUGUAUAUCCACACCGGGCAAGCUUGAAAAAUAUGCCUGGCCACGGUGGGAAUCGAACCUACGACCUUCGGAAUACUAGCCCAAUACUCUGCCAACUAAGCUACGCGGUCAGGACGGUUCGACCCGACCUGACCACGUAGCUCAGUUGGUAGAGUAUUGGGCUAGUAUUCCAAAGGUACAAGGUUCGAUUCCAACCGUGGCCAGGCAUAUUUCUCAAGCUUGCCCGGUAUGGAUAUACACUCAGAGUAACAUCACAAGCAUCAUAUUCACCUGAGUAGUCAUAACACCAAUAUUGACAGAAAUACCAAUAUUGCUGCAUUGAAUACAGAACAUUGUCAUGCGAAUGAUGUUGAUGUGUUGCAUUACGAAUCGUCGUUGAUAGUUGUCCCUUAUGCGUUGCAAGAGGAUUUUUGUUUGCAUAUGUAAGAGUUAAAUACCGAGAAGGAGGGCUUUAUGCUAUAUACAGCCCCGAGAACGCGAAGCGUUCGAGGGCUUUAUAUAGCAUAAAGCCCGACAUUCGAGGUAUUUAACUGACUUAUUUCAUGAUUGAAGAGGUUUUCUAACAAAGUUUUAUUCUUUUUUUUCGAUUUCGACAAGUAUUUUUCUAGUUUUCUCCCUUAUUUCUUGACUAAUUAGGGCUUUAUGGUAUUCAAGGGCAUUAUGCUAUAUACAGCCCGCGGUACAUCAAAGAAAACCGAGUCAAUCAUGAAAUAUGCUAUAUUAUUUUACAGUUUGUAACAUGGACGGAUUUUCAGAUUUUGUUCGGGGAGGGGGAGAGGGGGUGCCGAAAAUUUAGGGAGGAUUGAGCGAUGGGGUGCAUAGCACUGCCGAACAAGCUGCAGCAGGGGCCUGGGGGCACAGUUGAGGGGGCAAUUUCUCUAAGUGGGGUGGACCUCCACCACCAGAAAAUCUGUCUAUGGUUUGUAAUGAUUAGACCUAACUGUAUACUUUUACCUUCAGCUCUGUUCAAAAUCCUCCAUUACAAUCCACUCCCUAUCCAUCUGCCGUGGGAUCUAGUGUUGUUCAAGCUGAAACUCUCAAGUCAGGAAGACUGGCUGGAUUAUAUCUUUACUUGUCAAGAAUAUUAGGGUAGGCAUUUCACUAUAAAUUAUGUUAGUGUAGUUUAAAACGUUCUUUCUUUUUCAAUGACAUGCAUGAAACCUGCAGGUUCCUCAUCUGCUCAACAGAAAUUAGCUAGCGUACAAUCUAAGAUAUCUGUGUUCGUCUACACUCGGGUUGCAGUAACUCGGUUUUCAGACUUGACCUCAUUGAGUAUUUGUUUUAUUAUGAAGUCUAGAUUUACUCGUAUAUUACCAUGCCUUUAUAGGCCCAAAACUUGAAUUGAAAGUAUCUUCUAACCUUUUUACAAAUAUUCUAAAUUUUAUUAGAAAAUGGGAUUUCUGGCAUAUUAUUCCCGAAAGUAUCUUAGUAUAUCCGGAAUUGCAUGGUUGUUCACCAGAUGCCAUCUUUUCACAAGUAUAUGUUCGUGACUAGUCCCUUCGCAGACGUUCUUAUUGCUCCAACCCUCGCUAACGAACGUCUGCUGUUCUGAACUGAACUGAACUGAACUGAGCUGUACAUUCCAUUCCCUCGAAUCGACCAAUCACAGCAAACCUUCUAAAUUGCGGGAAGUGAAAUUAUUCUAUAUUAAUAUGCAGAAAUGCACGAAUUAAUAAAAGAAUGAUUUUGAUUGGCUUUUGCUUUAUGAAUCACUGCAAUAUGAUUGGCGCCUGAAACAAAGGGAAUGGAAUGUAGCAAUAAAAACGUCUGCGAAGGAGACUAGUUCGUGGCUAGAACUUCAGUUGACAUUUACGUACAGGAUGGUUUUGCACUCUAUAUGUUUUGUUGUGAUUUUCCAGACCAUUGUGGGAUAAAAGAUUAGUAACACAAGAGUACCGUGUUUUACCUGAGCCUCCGAACAAUUGGGUAAGUGGCUUUCCUACACAUAAAAAAUUCCGGUUUUUCACUUUGACUAUAGAUUUCUCCCAGUCGUUAAUAACAGUGUGUUUUAAUAACACAGCUUGUGUACGCGUAUUUUUGAAAGUUAUGGAAAGUUUUGAUAGGUGUUGGGUGUAUUUUCCAUUGGAAAAUAUAACUUUGGUUCUGUUGAGUAAGGCUGGAAGUCAUACUAUUUUGUAUAGCUCGCUGUUACUUUUAGCGGUACAACGAACGCUUAAUUAAGCCGGUUAUUGUUGAGUGCCCUCGGUUAGGUGUACAAAUUAUUUUGUUUCUAGUCAGCGCGCGGGUCAUUAUGAACUGUGCGCGUCAAUGUUUUUCUAUUAUUACAAUCAAUAAGAAUGGUUUCAGAUCCAGGGAUGGAUUUAAUGGGGGUGCAGGUGUGCAUCUCUCCUAGAUUUGGCAAGUGGGGGGAGGGGGUAAGGGGUACCAAUGCUUUGUUUGCAUGUGUUUGGGAUAGCAAUUACAAAAUCAAAAAUGAAAUAGAGAUUAUAAAAUGUUUGUGAAAUUGUCAAGCAACAUUACAGAUUAGCGCCUGUGACUAGUGAUUACGCACUUUGUCAACGGUCGCACUCAGAACCAUGUCUGAUUCUCGAUGAGCAACCCCCUACCAGAUCUUGCUGGAAUGCUGGAUCCAACCCUGUUCAGAUCCCACCUGAAAAGUAUACAUGAAACAUAUCUGAACAUCUCAAUCGGACCUUAGGCCAGAGGAGACCUUGAGUUUGAUUACUGUUCGGAACAUUUAGAAAGAAUUUUUCCAGAAAAUAAUUCUACUGUAUUUAGACAUCACAAUUUUACGCUGCGUAGGACAAAUAGCUAUACCUCCCGCGCAAUCACGUAAUAUGUGUAUAUUUAGGUUUGAUAUCCCGCGUUGAGUAUAUAUAUACACACGAGUGUAUCCCAGUAGUUCAGUGCAGUUCAAUGCGCUGGGAUCGAUUCAUGUGUGGGACAUUCAGGAAUUACUAUGGUUUCCAGAUUGUCAAGAUACUGUUCAUGGUAUAACUACUGUGUUCCAUUCUUUUAGAUUUACAGUCGUUUAACAAGUGAACAAAUUGGUUGGUUUGUUGAACAACUUCAAAAUCUUGAGAAGUGGCUUGACACUAACAUGACUCAUUUCGCUGGAGUUCGUUCACCUCUUGGGUCUCAUAUACAACGACGUCCUGGUACUCCACUACAGACCAGUCAACUGGGUGGGUCUUUUAAAAAUUUGAAGCAAAUGUUUGCAGUGGAUACCUAUUUCUUAUUAUAACUAUAUAUAUAACCUUAUUAAACAAAAUUCCAAAUAAGAAUGUCUUGUAAACUUAGUGUAGGAUUUGAUAAGAACAAGACAAAAUUAAUGGAUAAUGAGAUUGCCUUACAAUUUAAGAGGAAAAUGUGGGUUUUUUGCGUAUAACACUCGCACUUGGUUAAUAUGCACUAUUUUAAAUUUUUUAAAUUUUUGAUACGUUUGUCAAGUGGCAAACAAACUUAAAAAGUACAGUAUGUUUAGUACUUUAUCUGUAAAAUUAAAGUGAAGAGAUUUUAGAUGUUACGCCAAAUUGAGAAUGAUGUCUGAAGUUCAGUAAGUUUUGCUUAUAUUGCUGUAUAAACAUGGCGUUAAUUUUACAGUAUCGAUGAUAAUUGUAUUUAAAUUGACAAUAUUUAACUAUUAUUUUGUGUUUCUUAACCGCCAGAUGCAUUGAAGAAGGUUGCUAACUGUGCUAAACUACAACUUGGGUGGGAGCUCCCCCCAAAUUUCAGGGGUUUUUUUGGUGGGGGGAUUCCCUCUCCUAUGGUCACAAACCCAGACAUCAUUUCCUACGCUCACUUAUUUCCAAGUGAGGGGAUAGAAAUGAUGUCUGGGUUCACCAACUGCGCCUCUAAGUGAUUACCAUUUUUAUACUCAAGGUUAUAUUCCUUACCACUUACCAGUUUAAUAUUAAUGAUGAUAUUCAUAUUCCAUUUUGGGCGGAAAUGCUCCCCCCAGAAUUUAGCUAUUUUCAGAUUUGGGGGAGGAAUUCGGGAUUUUUUGGGGGGGAAAUCCCCCCGCAAAAUACGCCUGUAUGGGUCUUGUUUCACCAUCCGGGAUCAAAUUUCACAAUCCUGGUUCAAAUUUCACAAUCCGGGAUCAAAGUUUUUAUGGGUCUUGUUUUCACAGUUUCUACGUGAUUUAUCUAGGGGCUACUGCCCUACCUUUGGCAUUUCUGUUGACUGUAACACCUGUCUUUUAACUGCUCCAGGUCCCGGUAAUUCCGAGGCAGACACCGUAAAUUCACUACGACAUUUGAUCAGACGUAGUCGUGAGGUAUUGUCAUUAUGGCAGAUCCUUGAUGAUAAUGAAUUUCAUCUUGUGGUAGAACGGUUGUCACAGGCAAGUAAAACAUUUAAUACUUAUUCACCGAGGGAAACAGUACAGUACAUGUAUGUUUUGUGGACCCGAGACCUUAGUCGAGCGUCUAAAAAACCCAGGGGAGAGUCGAAUUUCUUGAUUUGCAUGUGAUACCUUCUCGUUCAAUGAGACGCAAGCAUACAUGAACUUUGUCACUUGGUGUAUAAUAAAAUGAUUGAAUUUUAGAUAGUAAACUUCAGAUACACUUUUUGAUGGUAAAGACCCUUAAAUAUAAUAUGAGUAAUUGGAAUAAUAUGAGUAAUUGGAAUAAUAUGAGUAAUUGGAACUAUUGGCAUGCAUGCGUCUUUCACACUCCACAUAAAACUGAUCACGUGACAAACUAAUUAUAUGUACAGAUGAACGUAUGGGAUUAGAUCUGAAAACCAAUCCGAACGCUAUGUUUAUUAAGCCAUCAUAUAGUAACGUGAAAUAGGAAUUUAACUGUUAGGUAACUGGAUACUUUUCUUGAAUACAGGAAUCACGUGACCGCCUGAGCUUUCUAAAAUUCCGUGACUUUGUGAUCGCAGGCAAUGUGGUAAGUGUGUUAUGUAUGGUUGUCGUACGACCCGGAAUAUCGCAUUGUUUCUUCGUCUGUCCUAGCGAAAACAUUUCUUGAAACAUUGCUUCUUGUGCAUCUUUCCCAGAAUAUUUCCCAAUUUGUUUGGAAAAAUGUUUGCUUCCUGGGUGAAUCCGAGAAGCUUCCUGAGUUCCUGGGUGAUUCCAGGAAGUUUCCCGAGUUCCUGGGUGAUUCCGGGAAGCUUCCUGAGUUCCUGUGUGAUUCCGGGAAACUUCCUGAGUUCCUGUGUGAUUCCGGAAGCUUCCUGUGUGAUUCCGGGAAGCUUCCUGAGUUCCUGGGUGAUUCCGGGAAGCAAAAUUUGUUUCCGCAACAAUGUGCCCUGGGUUUAAUAAACUGGAAACAUUCGAGAAAACAUCGGAAUUUUUACAUGUUUCUAUAACAGUGUUUUACCUCUGGUUUUACCCAAGGCUUCAAACUUUCUAAUUCCUUGCUUGAAUUGUAGGCGUGCAACCAACUUAUUGCGUCACUAAUGACGUGUUUCCUGGAUGACAAUGCAACAACAGAUACCAUCAGUAAUCAAUUGAGAGAUCUAUGUCCAACCAUUUAUACAACAGACGAUGCUGUUUGUACCAAGGUGAGGCCAGUAAUCACAACAUAUUCUGUCAGAAGAUGACAUUGAAAUAAAGUCCAUAAUUUACAGUCUCAAAAACUUUAAAUUCACAAAUAAUUCACAUCUUAAACAUGCGCGUAGCCUUUUGUUCGGGUUCUGAUUCUUUUGCACUGCAUGUGUGGUUUCCGCAUUGCAAAUUACCAAAUAAAGUUAAAUUAUCUUUUUUCUUCUUCUUCGUUAUUCUUCCAAUUUACUCCAAAUUCUGCUCGAGUGAUGUGGUUUGUUUAGCGAACUUUUAUCGCAGCGAGCAUUCAACAGAAAAGGCUUUAAUCUUGUAUGAAAAGCAAAAGCAAUUUUCUUGCAAUUUAUCGAUUUGAUUCUUCAUAAAGCAAUCCUUGGUGUGAAACAUAAAGCCGACAUAUUAGAAAGAUAUCAUCUCAGCAUCAAAACCACAUUGUAAUUUACCAUUGCAAGAAGGAUGACAUGAACUAUUGUUGAUUUGAAACACAUAUAUACCAUAUUCUUUGAUGGAAUAUUACUACCCAUUACCACUCCGAGUUGUCAACACGACUUAUAACAACAACACUCGUAAUUUUUCCGAAAUGUUAUGUGAGAUUAUGCAAAGGCGUUGGCAAGAUAUUUUCAAGGUUGUGAUUUAUGCACUAUUAUACACAAAGCAAUUAAACCUGUGUUAUUUGUGUUCGGUAAUCGGUACACUAUCUAGAUAUGUAUGAAUAGGUCUUGCACUGUUAAAAUUACUAUUUGUAUUUUUAAAGGCAAAUGAAUUGCUGGAUACAGCAAAAAAAGCAACAGAUAAAUAUGAAAAAGAGAGAACGUUGCAAGAAGCUACAAGGGUAUGUUUUAAAUAAAAUUUAUUCUGUGUAAUUGAUUGACUUCAUCUCUUACCAACGUUAUCCCAUAUAAAGUACAUGCUUGAUUAUUAAUUUAUCCACAGUAGUUUAGUUAAUCCCAGCACUAAGCAUAGUUGGUGUUAAUAGUUGCCGAAUCUUUUUAUCUUAGCUUUACCGUCAAGUAGCGGACCAGAUUGACCUGCCAUACAUAUGUGGGCAGUAUGAAGAAUGUAAGUGUAGUUCUAGAAAAAAAUCAUUUUGUCUAUGACACAUGACUGGUUGGCUAUAUGACACAUGACUAUAAUUGGUCAUAGUUUGGUUAAAAAAUUGGUACUUGUUAAAGGAAAAGGGACCUAAGAAAAAUGUUGAAUAG